GCGAUCAUCGGAGGAGGUCCUGUUGGCUGUCUCGCCGCUCUAGGAUUGGCCGAACGAGGGUUUCAAGUGACAAUGUACGAAAGUCGGAGCGAGGCGGAAGCGCAAGCCCCGUCGCUUCGAAGUAUCAACCUUGCCAUCUCUACUCGAGGUCUGGCCGGUCUGAGCAGCGUGAGCGAGUCGCUGGCAAGCGAUGUUCUGGCUCGCGCUGUACCUAUGCGAGGAAGAAUGAUCCAUUCGCAACGAGGAGACCAGCAGAGUCAGAGGUAUGGAGCAGAGGGAGAAUGCAUACACUCGGUAGAUAGAGCCAGGUUGAACAGGUUGUUGCUAGAACGAGCGCAAAAGCACGCAAGAGUGGAGGUGGUGUAUGGGCACAAGCUGAGGGCAUUGGACCUGGAUGCGCAACCGGCGCAGCUCACCUUUGCUGGAGCACAUGGAGCACGCGCGGCAGAUCUGGUGGUCGGAUGCGAUGGGAUGCAUUCGGCUGUGAGGGACAGCGUGGCUCGAGCGACCACUUUGGAUUUCGCGAGGGAAUACAUCGACUCUUUGUACGUCGAGCUAUCCAUGCCAGCAGCCAAGCCGGGCCAAGCGAGCCUGGAAGGAGGUUUCGUCAUCGAUCCACAUCAUCUUCACAUUUGGCCACGACACAGCUUUAUGCUCAUCGCUCUUCCCAAUCCCGACAAGACCUUUACCUGCACCCUCUUUGCCCCCGCUGACAUCUUCGAGCAUCAUCUCUCCGACCCCACAUCCACCAUUGCCUUCUUCGAGCAACACUUUGCGGAUGCGCUGCCUUUGAUCGGUCGACAGGCUAUCGUGAAGGACAUUUUGUCUCGCAAGCCUAGUCCUUUGGCUAGCGUCAAAGCGAAACCGUACCACUACGCCGACAAGGCCAUCUUCAUUGGCGAUGCGGCUCAUGCCAUGCUACCGUUCUACGGACAAGGCUUGAAUUGUGGCUUUGAGGAUGUGCGGGUUCUCCUGCAACUCAUAGACAAGCAUUCUUCUCGCCAAAGAAAUGGCGCCGACUACUCCAACACCAGACACGACGACCUGGUGGCGAUCUGCGAGCUGGCUAAGAACAACUACAAGGAAAUGUCAAGCAAGGUCAUUUCGCGGACGUAUCUGCUGCGCAAAGCGUUAGACACGGUGUUGAUGAGUAUUCUGCCCCGAUCAAUAUGGUCAAGCCUAUACUCCAUGGUCACCUUUUCCAAUCUGCCCUACUCACAAGCUAGAGAUAGAGAGAGGAGGCAAGCAAAAGUGGUC
Ceraceosorus guamensis is the source of this 1257-nucleotide messenger RNA. Its product is annotated as FAD/NAD(P)-binding domain-containing protein. Gene Ontology annotation, cellular component: mitochondrial outer membrane. Gene Ontology annotation, molecular function: kynurenine 3-monooxygenase activity; NAD(P)H oxidase H2O2-forming activity; FAD binding. The annotation marks the transcript as partial. The transcript is spliced from 3 exons. Lineage: Eukaryota; Fungi; Basidiomycota; Exobasidiomycetes; Ceraceosorales; Ceraceosoraceae. The record is from RefSeq and is a predicted model, not a curated record. Gene Ontology annotation, biological process: NAD+ metabolic process.